Messenger RNA from Coturnix japonica (Japanese quail), 492 nucleotides. RefSeq names its product C-C motif chemokine 3-like. The record is from RefSeq and is a predicted model, not a curated record. Gene Ontology annotation, biological process: chemokine-mediated signaling pathway; antimicrobial humoral immune response mediated by antimicrobial peptide; eosinophil chemotaxis. Lineage: Eukaryota; Metazoa; Chordata; Aves; Galliformes; Phasianidae. Gene Ontology annotation, molecular function: CCR chemokine receptor binding; chemokine activity. Gene Ontology annotation, cellular component: extracellular region.
AGGGCUGAGCAUUGCACAGAGCAGAGCCCUGCAGCCACCCAGCUCCAGCCCCGCUCGCCGUGCCAACAUCCUGCAGCACCAUGAAGGGCUCUGCAGCCGUCCUGUCCGCUCUGCUCCUCCUGGCCCUCUGCUCCUCGGCCGUGGCCCAAUUGGACAGCUUCCCCACAACCUGCUGCUUCUCCUACGCUCCACGUCCCAUCCCACGCAACCUCAUCGCCUCCGUCUAUAUCACCAGCAGCAAAUGCCGCCUGCCAGGGGUGAUCCUGGUCACCAAGAAGGGGAGGGAGGUCUGUGCAAACCCUGAGGAGCCCUGGGUGCAGAAAUGCCUGGAACUCUUCCAGAACCAAGAAAACUGACCCUUCCCUGCUCUGCCUGAGCUUGGCCUGCAGCACCACUCAUGCACCAGAGCACUUGAACUGUGCCUUCUGCAACAGGAAACAUUCUAUUUAACUUAUUUAAGUUAAAUUAAAUAUUUAUUAGGUUAACAGAAAG